AUGGCUGCCCUCAGACCUCUGGUAAAUCCCAAGAUCAUUAAAAAGAGGACCAAGAAGUUCAGCCAGCAUCAGUCAGACCGAUAUGUCAAAAUAAAACACAACCGGCAGAAACCCAGAGGUACUGACAAUAGGGUACACAGAAGAUUCAGGGGCCAGAUUUUGAUGCCCAACAUUGGUUAUGGGAGCCACAAGAAAACAAAGCACAUGCUGCCCAGUGGCUUCUGGAAGUUCCUACUUCACGACGUCAAGGAGCUUGAAGUGCUGCUGAUGUGCAGAGAUUGCUCACAAUGUCUCCUCCAAGAACCACAAAGUCAUUGCAGAAAAAGCAGCCCAGCUGGCCAUCAGAGUCAUCAAUCCCAAUGCCAGAAAGCAGGGUGA
Messenger RNA from Zalophus californianus (California sea lion), 378 nucleotides. Its product is annotated as 60S ribosomal protein L32-like. Gene Ontology annotation, cellular component: ribosome; cytosolic large ribosomal subunit. The coding region runs from base 1 to 378 and encodes 125 amino acids. Lineage: Eukaryota; Metazoa; Chordata; Mammalia; Carnivora; Otariidae. Gene Ontology annotation, molecular function: structural constituent of ribosome. Gene Ontology annotation, biological process: translation. The transcript has a single exon. The record is from RefSeq and is a predicted model, not a curated record.